Melospiza georgiana is the source of this 6319-nucleotide messenger RNA. RefSeq names its product family with sequence similarity 124 member A (gene FAM124A). The record is from RefSeq and is a predicted model, not a curated record. Bases 1 to 1629 code for a protein of 542 amino acids. The transcript has 4 exons. NCBI's taxonomy places the organism in Eukaryota, Metazoa, Chordata, Aves, Passeriformes, Passerellidae.
AUGGAGAAGCCGCCCGGCGGCGAGGAGGAGUGCGCGGACUCGGGAGCGGAGACGGGCGGGUCUGAGUACAGCCGCAUGUCCUCUACUAGCAGUGAACUUUCUGUGGAAGGCAUACAAGACCCAUUCCUUGUUAGUGUCCAUAUUAUCACAGACCCAGGUGAAUCCAGGACUCUUCAGCAGGCCAUUGAUAAGCUUCUAGCCUGGAUCCACCCAGACCUGCAGCUGUUUCGGGUCUCAGAAAGGCGGGUGCCCAGGAAGCGCAGGAAGCCGCUCAAGGCCGGCGUUUCUCAGCCAGCCCUCGCUGUCAUCCUGUUCCUGCAGGAGGAGUACGGGGAAGAGCCCAUCUUGCAGCUCCAUGAGACUUUUCAGCGGCCACCCUGGCAUUACCACCACACAGAGCUAAUGCAUGGGAAGUUCCUCCCUUACAUGCCUUGCAGCCAAGACUUUUACACUCUGGCUCCAGAGACUCCUCUGUGGGCCAUCCGCCCAGUGCACUACGGGAAGGAAAUGAUCCGCUUCACCAUAUACUGCAGGAAUGAGAACUUUGUGGACAUUUUGAAAUUGUAUGAGUUAAUACUGAAAAGACCAAUGUGUCAGAAAAAAGCAGACUUCUGUGUUUUUCCUGUCUAUUCUAACUUGGAAAUAGACAUUCAGUUUUCUUUAAAAAAACUCCCAAAGGGACAAGUUCCAGUGAGGACAGAAUCAGCUGUGCUGGAGUUCAGAGUGAGAGAUGUGGGGCAGCUUGUGCCUCUCUUGCCCAACCCUUGCAGCCCCAUCAGUGAAGGCAGGUGGCAGACAGAAGACCACGAUGGAAAUAGGAUCCUUUUGCAGCAAGCACACAGUUGGAGUAGGAAGUCUGCAAAGCAGAACAAGCAACUGUAUCCAUCUGUGUCUACAGAUUCCCACUUCACCACUCUGCCAGCCUUCCUUCCUCAGAGCCACCGAUCCGUCUCUGAACUGCCACAAGAAAUGGGUCCAAAAAAGGUACAUCUCACAAAUGGCCUUGGUCAUUAUCUUGGUUUCUCCCAGGAGGACUUGAGACACAGCAAUCUAGGAGACUUCACACGCAGACCCAGGAGUGCCUCCAGCAUUUCUUGGUCAUUUCAACGAAGCAAGUCUCUGUUCUGCUUGCCCACAGUGAAUUCCUCUUCAGCAUCAGAGACAUUUCAUUUCAGUGAACCAUUUCAGUUUUUAAACACUGGGUCACCUGCAACCAGGUUAAAAACGUGGAAAUGCAGCCCCAAGCUUAACAUUGAUGACUUAGAGCAUGCCCAAGAGACUGAUGUGGACACAGGGAUGAAGAUGUCCUUCUCAGACCUGUCUGUGGUUUCUGCAUACUCUGCCCUUAAUGGGUUUUGCAGUGAGUUGGAAGACUCUCUUCCAUCACAGAAACAAAGUGUCAGUAGGGCUAAACAGGCAGGCACCAGGGGAAGGCCUGCAUCAGCCAUGUGCAAUACUUUUGAUUCAGUUGGUGGUUCACUGCCUUCUCUUUCAGAAUGGUCUUCCAGCUCUUUCAUGUCAGCAUCUCUCUCCAAGCAACACAAACACCCCUUGAGAGCAGCUCCCUGUUCUCUGGAUGAUCAUGUUUGCCCAGCUUCACCAGUUAAUGAAGAAGAAUUUUACAUCUGAGGCUUCUCAAAUUUACACAUUCCAGAGGAAAAGGGAAUGACUUGAAAAUGACAGCGGUGGGUCCACCCUGAGCUUACAGGUUACUUGCUGAGGAGAAGGUGAUGCAGAAGUUUGUUAAAUAUGUGAAGAAAGUACUCAGAACCCUCUGAGAUUGGCAUCCCCAAACUGGGUACAGUAAAGAAGUCUGAGAUUGCACCCUGUGUCUCUGUACUGGAGGAUAUGAUCAGCACAGAGGCACAGAGGCUUUUGCACAGCAGCGCAAGGUGGAUGUUUCUGACCAGCCCUUGGACUGAUGGUGAAGGAAAUGCCAGAAGAGGCACACAGUAUUCCAUUUUAAUUUGGCAGACAAUGAAAACUAAUAUGUGAAAACAAACUACUUUAACUUUUCUGAGAAAUUCCCUUAACUCAGGAAAGGUGGGGGGAAAAUGGGGUCUUAUUUCCCGUUCACAGGUUCCAAAGGCAGCUCUAAGCUGCAGGUCCCAGCAGCACAGCUCCAGUAGGGUCAGACAAGAAGUUUCUUGUGAGGAAACACUUUCCUUCCAUACUUUGAGAGCUGGCAGUGGUGAGGUGGGGCAGAAUUACACAAACAUCAAGGUUAGAAGAGAUCUUCAAGAUCAUCUAAAUCCAGGUGACAACCUAGCCCUACCAUAAUCACCCCUAAACAAUAUCCCCAAGUGCCACAUCCUGACACCUCUUAAACUCUUCAGACACUGACCCCACCAACUCCCGGACCCUGGACAAUUUAUUCUAAGGUCUAUUUCAGUGAAUAUUUUUUUCCAAACAUUCAAUCUGACCCUCUCCUGGUGCAAUUUAAAGCAGUUUCCUCUCAUUGUUGCACUCAAGAUAUGGCAGAAGAGACCAACCCUCCCUUCACUGCAACCUCUUUUCUGGUAGUUUUAAAGAUCAGUGAGGUAAUCCUCCAAACUAAACAAUCCCAGUUCCCUCAGCUGUUCUUUAUCAGACUUUUGCUCCAAACCCUUCACCAGUUCCAUUGCCCUUCUCUGGAUGUGCUCCUGCCCCUCAAUCUCCUUCCUGAAUGGAGGGGCCCAGAACCGAGCACAAAGAUUCAGGGUGCAACUUUCACCAGCGCCGAGAACAGGGGUCCUGCUGGCCACACUAUUCCUGAUAUAGGCCAGGGUGCCGUUGUCCUUCUUGGCCACCUGGGCACAUGCUGGAGCAUGUUCAGCUGGCUAUUGACCACCACCCCAGGUCCUUUUCCAGCCACUCUUCCUCCACUCUUGCAGUGCAUGGGAUUGUUUUAACCAAGUACAGGACCCAGCACUUGGAUCACCUUACUGAACUCCACAAGACUGUCCUCAGACCAUCGAUCCAGUCUGUCACAAUCCCUCUGGAGGGCCCUCCUGCCCUCCAGCAGAUCAACACUCCCACCCAGCUUGGUGUCGUCUGUGAACUUACUGAGGAUGCACUCAAUCCACUCAUCCUCAUCAUCAGUGAAGAUGUGAAACAGAGCUGGUGCCCCUGCUGAGCCCUGGGGAGCAGCAGCAGUUACCAGCAACCCACUGGAUUUAUUUCCAUUCACCACCACUCUCUGGGCCUGGCCAUCCAGCCAGUUUUAUUCAGUUAAGAAUCCACCCAUCCAAGCCAUGAGCAACCAGUUUCUCCAGGACAGUGCUGUGGGAGACAGUUCCAAAUGCUUUCCUGAAGUCUGGAUAGACAACAUCCACAGACUUUCCCUCACCUACUGAGUGGAUCACAUUGUCAUAGAAGGAGAUCAGGUUGGUCAAGCAGGACCUGCUUUUCAUAAACCCGUGCUGACUGGGCCUGAGCUCUUGGUUGUCCUGUACAUGCCACGUGAUGGCACUCAGGAUGAUCUGCUCCACGACUUUCCCCAGUGCCAAGGUCAGGCUGGUAGGCCUGUGCUUCCCCAGAUCGUCCUUCCAACUCUUCUUGUAGAUGGGCAUCACAUUUGCUGAUUUCCUGUCAACUGGGACUUCUCCAGGAAACCAAAACUCCUGGAAAAGGGUUGAAAGGGGUUGGCAAGAUCUUUUGCCAGCUCCCUCAAUACUCUCAGGUGCAUCUCAUCAGGACACAUGGAUGUGUGUCUAACUGGGACAGAAGGUCGUUAACCCUUUCCUCACAGAUUAUGGGGACUUCACUCAGCUCCCUAUCCCUAACUUCCAGCUGUCAUUGCUGGAUAUGCUGGGGGCAGCUGGCUUUGGUAUUAAAUACUGAGACAAAAAAGGCACUAGGUACCUCAGCAUUUUCCUCAUCCCUUACACUGAGCUACCCUGUGCAUCCAGCAAAGAAUGGAGACUCCUUAGCCCUCCUUUUGCUGCCAAUGUUUUUAUAGAAACUUCUUCAGAAGAAGUGUCACUCCUUCCCCAGGGAAGAGGAAAUUCCACUGUAUCUUUUAAUUUGACAGACCAGGAUGCAGAAAGUGCCAAAAGAGAAACCUUAGAAAGCAUUUUCAGCCCCCUCACCCAGAAAGCCCAUCCUGUUCAGCUAGAAGGGAGCCCUCUGGGCUGUGGUCUGAACCACCUGUACAGACAGUGAUAACCUGAGUAAACCAUGUUUGCUACUCCUGACUCAGGCAAUACAGCUUACCUUUUUGGAAUACAAACCAAGAAAGGUAACCCAGCAUUUUUAUAUAUUGCUACACCAUUAGACCCAAAUAAAAGACAGCUCCCUGUUUUUUAAGGGGUUGUUAUUUUUCUGUUAGAAAUAAUCAGUGCAGAAACUUUUUCUUUGUAUUUCCAAGCAUGCUUCUUUCUGGAUGAAACUUGUUUCUUCUUGAAUACCUCUCCCCAAGGGGAAAACAAGUCAAAUUUUCUGUCUUUCAGAAGAUGUUUAUAAAAUAUGCAUUUUUGAUAACCUGUUUCACUCCAAUUAAAUUGAUGUUUUUAAAAAAAAGUAAGUGAAACGCUGCUAAUAUGACAGCUAAGUACCUUCACCAGGAUUUGAGUCAUAUAAACAAAUUUUAUUGUGUGUGUUCUGAAAAGUUAUAUUUUUGGCUGACAAGUGUCACUGAUCACAGCUCUGGUCAAGCCACUGGGGAAAUGACCAUGUUAAAAGGUGUGUGUAUAAUGCUGGAUGUAGCCUGUAUACAGGUGUAAAUGCUGAAGACCUACCAUGAUGGCAUUGUGUUGUGUGGAAUAAAAACUCAUUUUCAGAGAAAGAUAUUUGCUGUAUCGCCAGGUAAUUUUAAUUAAAAGAAUUUCUGCUUUGGUGGGGGAAAAAGGGCGGAAAAGCAGACACAUACUGUAAAUAAUAGUCACAAAAAGUGGAACAGCUCCCCUGGCCCAUUUAGGUAAGUGCAUGGUUUUUACAAACUAUUCUGGAAGAAAGUCUAGAGGAAAAUGAGUGCAGGUUUUUAGGGGAGGAACCUGCAGCCCGAGCCUAGAAGAGGCCAGAGUCAAGGUUUUUUCCUUUUGCUGUUGUUUUCUUCACACAGGAAAAAAAGCAACAGACUGAAGUCCAAGUCUCCUCUCUGUGAGAUGCUGUCAUAGCAUUUACCAGGAGUAGACUUUGCCUUUUGUGCUAAACGCAGUAAAUAAAUAGGGAAAUCUAUUCAAAGUAAAGAGCACAGAAGAUUAUCAGCCUUCUCCUGCCCUCUAAAAGUGUUUAGGCUUAUUGCAGUUUUGGGUAAACUGUUCUCUUUCUGGGAGCAAAAAUAGCACUAAUGAAGAAUUUGUCAUGGUGUGUUUACCUGCUCAGUGCUCCUUCAGACCCCACACAGUCUUUCCUCUGACUGUUGUGACCUUUAGAUCAAAUCCCUCCCUGGAACACAUGAACCUGAUUUAUCUAAAGUUGUAUUCCCAUGUUAUUGUUUGUACCCUGCCAAAAUAUAUAUAAAAAACCACUAUGAAGUCAGACUAGCCACUUUUUCCAUCAGCUUGCAUUUCACCAUACAAACAGUGAUGCCUAGGACAGUCAGCAUCCACAGGUUUAAAUUUAUGCUUCAUCAUUUUCAGUCCAUAAUCAUGGUAUUUUAAUAAUGCAGAAAACUUUUGAUCUGGACAUGAAAUAAAAAACUCAUUGAUCUGAUGUAGCUGUCUGAUCCUGGCAUCAUGCCAAGACUCCUGACAAAAAGCUGAUUGGGGUUUUUAAUGAAGAGGAAGCUCUGAACCAUUUUUCUGCUAAGGCAUGCCUCUAGAAGGAGUCCAUUACGUCUGGGGGCUGUCGCCUGCUGCAGCAGGGAGCACUGGUACUGGAGAUCCACAGGGAAGCACAGGACAGCUCAAGUGUCAGUCAUGAAGUUCGUGUGUGUUUUUAACCAGCAGCUCCUCGAGCAUCUCAGCUCCAGAUUUUGCCACAUUAAUCCUGAUGGGAAGAGAGCCAAAUGAGUGUCCACAGACUCUGCAUUUGUAUUGUCCCCACUGGUUCUGUCUCUGUUCUGUUUACUGAUACCUAACUAGAGAUUAAAGUUUUAAUUGUUUACAUUGAUGGUGCUUGUAACCAAAUCUUGUAAAAAAUGAUUGUCCUACUGUCAGGAAAAAGAGAGGUGAUAGUGUACAGAAAACUUUCUGUCUAUAAAAAGAAAGCCAGAUUAUGAAAUGUGUUUCACUGAAGGUAGGCUUCAUUAAUUCUCUUCCCGUUAUUGAAGAAGGAGCUCAUCUCUUCAGAGACUUGAAUAUGCACAAGUUUCAUGCCAUUUACUUAUUGAUUUGGUUAAAUUAUCAACAGUAUAUUUUGAGAACUGCAGGUUUUCCUGAACUUUUUCUCCUUCUCA